Messenger RNA from Pneumocystis jirovecii RU7, 1203 nucleotides. RefSeq lists its product as uncharacterized. Gene Ontology annotation, biological process: intra-Golgi vesicle-mediated transport. Bases 1 to 1203 code for a protein of 400 amino acids. NCBI's taxonomy places the organism in Eukaryota, Fungi, Ascomycota, Pneumocystomycetes, Pneumocystales, Pneumocystaceae. Gene Ontology annotation, cellular component: COG complex. The transcript is spliced from 2 exons. The record is from RefSeq and is a predicted model, not a curated record.
AUGAAUAUUACAAAUAACCAUGAUGAUUUAGCUUAUCUUUCAUUUGAACCAUUGUUAACACUUCUUUCCUCGGAAUUUCUCUCUAAAGAAUCUCAACAUAAUACUUUCGUUGUACAAUAUUUAUCAGAAUUGUUAGAGUCUUCUAUUUCUGAAUUAUCAGAAAAACAUAAUGAAUUAGUUAUUGAAAAUCAAGGGCUUAUAUCUAAUCUGAUUGAAAUUAUGCAAAAAGAAUAUAGUAAUUUGGUUGCAGUUAUAGAUCAUGAAAGUUAUUUCUCUAAAUCUUUUGAUGUGCUCAAUGAAUCCGUUAAUAAGAUUCAAUCAACAAUUAUUUCCAUUAAUACUAAAAUUUCAAAUUUUAAAGCUUCAAAAGAUUUGUUGGGUGAAACUUUUAACCAAGCACGUUUAUUAUAUCAAUAUCAGGAAUAUAUUUCAAAUAUACUUGAGAUUCCAUCUUUAAUAAAAACUUUUAUAAAAAAUAAUCGUUAUUCAGAAGCGAUAAGUUUAAUAUUUUAUGUAAGACAAUUAGAAUCUAAAUAUUCUCAAAUUGUGAUAGUUCAAGACUUAGUAAAACAAACUAAUCAUAUCUCAGAAGAUAUGCAAAAACAAUUAUUAUCACUUUUAAGGGGGCCUAUAAAAUUAACUGAAGCAACUAAAGUUCUUGGUUAUCUUCAUAGAACAAAUGGUUUUUCAGAGACCGAAUUAUGUUAUAUAUUCUUACUUUGUCGUUGGAAUUAUAUAGAAAAGCUUAUUUCUAAUUUAAAUCCCCCUCAACAAGAAGAUUCUGGAAAAUAUCUUAAAGAAUAUAUAGAAAUAUUCAGAGAACAUAGCUUCAGUAUAUUUUCGUAUUAUAUUUUAAUAUUUUUAGAAGAAUCUUCAUUUCAGCCAUCAGAAAAUUUAGAAAAUAUUUCAAAAAUAAAUAAAAAUGAGUUAAAUGGAAAAGCGCAGAAAAAAAAAUUACUUUCAAAUUUUGCAUUAUUUAUGGUCUCUGAAAUAAAAAAUACAUUAACUACAUGUGUUCCUUAUAUUUCUGAAGAAAAAACAAAAACACUAAUACUUAACCGAAUUUUUAAUUGUGGGCAAAGUUUAGCAGGAAUUGGUGUUGAUUUUAGUUUAGCGUUAGUUGAUAUUUUUGGUGAUGAAUGGGAUAAUGAUAUAAAAAACUACCAAAAAAUGAUAAAGAAUUUAGAUAACAUAAAAACAUAG